UCUUCCCUGCAGUGGCUCAGCGGGUGAGCUGCGCGGUGCUGCGUCAUCGGCAGUGGCCGGUUUGAAUGAGACUCGUCGCACCGGAGCCGCCGCCACCUCCACUGCCGCGCGUUCGCCUCGGCCGCCACUACCACCAGUCUUCUUCUGGACCCUCUUCCUUCGCCGCCCGUGCCAGGCUAGCCUCCUGCUCCGCCGCCGGCCCCUCGCGACCCGCCAUGCCACUGUACUCUGUUACUGUAAAAUGGGGAAAGGAGAAAUUUGAAGGUGUAGAAUUGAAUACUGAUGAACCUCCAAUGGUAUUCAAGGCUCAGCUUUUUGCAUUGACUGGAGUACAGCCGGCCAGACAAAAAGUUAUGGUGAAAGGAGGAACAUUGAAGGAUGAUGAUUGGGGAAACAUCAAAAUUAAAAAUGGAAUGACUCUGCUAAUGAUGGGCUCAGCAGAUGCUCUUCCUGAAGAACCUUCAGCUAAAACUGUCUUUGUAGAAGACAUGACAGAAGAGCAAUUAGCAUCUGCUAUGGAAUUACCAUGUGGAUUGACAAACCUUGGUAACACUUGUUAUAUGAAUGCUACAGUUCAGUGUAUUCGUUCUGUGCCGGAACUCAAAGAUGCCCUUAAAAGGUAUGCAGGUGCCUUGAGAGCUUCAGGGGAAAUGGCUUCAGCACAGUAUAUUACUGCAGCCCUUAGAGAUUUGUUUGAUUCCAUGGAUAAAACUUCUUCUAGUAUUCCACCUAUUAUUCUACUGCAGUUUUUGCACAUGGCUUUCCCACAGUUUGCGGAGAAGGGUGAACAAGGACAAUAUCUUCAACAGGAUGCUAAUGAAUGUUGGAUACAGAUGAUGAGAGUAUUGCAGCAGAAAUUGGAAGCCAUAGAGGAUGAUUCUGUUAAAGAGACAGAUUCUUCAUCUGCAUCAGCAGUGACACCUUCUAAAAAGAAAAGCCUAAUUGAUCAAUUCUUUGGUCUUGAAUUUGAAACUACCAUGAAAUGUACAGAAUCUGAAGAAGAAGAAGUCACCAAAGGAAAGGAAAAUCAGCUUCAGCUUAGCUGUUUUAUCAAUCAGGAAGUCAAGUAUCUUUUUACAGGACUUAAAUUGCGACUCCAGGAAGAGAUCACCAAACAGUCGCCAACGUUGCAAAGAAAUGCUUUAUACAUCAAAUCUUCGAAGAUCAGUCGGCUACCUGCUUACUUAACCAUUCAGAUGGUUCGAUUUUUUUAUAAAGAAAAGGAAUCUGUAAAUGCCAAAGUUCUUAAGGAUGUUAAAUUUCCUCUUAUGUUGGAUGUGUAUGAACUAUGUACGCCAGAACUUCAAGAGAAAAUGGUUUCUUUUCGUUCAAAAUUCAAGGAUCUAGAAGAUAAAAGAGUGAAUCAGCAGCCCAAUGCCUGUGACAAGAAGGGUAGUCCCCAGAAGGAAGUUAAGUAUGAACCUUUUUCAUUUGCAGAUGAUAUCGGCUCCAAUAAUUGUGGAUACUAUGACUUGCAAGCUGUGCUAACACACCAGGGAAGGUCUAGUUCUUCAGGUCAUUAUGUAUCAUGGGUGAAAAGAAAACAAGAUGAAUGGAUCAAGUUUGAUGAUGAUAAGGUCAGCAUUGUAACACCAGAAGAUAUCCUGCGGCUGUCUGGUGGUGGAGACUGGCACAUUGCUUAUGUUCUACUUUAUGGGCCUCGCAGAGUUGAAGUAAUGGAAGAAGAAAGUGAACAAUAAUCUUUAAUUUACUAUUUAUGCUUAGGUGUGAAAUACAUGUUACUUGUUGAUCAUUUCUAUAAUCCAGAGCUUUAAAGGAGGACAAAGUGGUUUUAUCUGUUUCCUCUCAUGUGGAACAAGAGAGAGCAGAAUCAGACCCACUUGUGCAUCAACCUGAAAAUUAUAGAAACUUACCUUUGGAAAUGCUGCCCUGUGUAAAGGUGGCUAGAAGACAUUCUGUAAAACCUUAUUUCUUGCAUUCUUAAAAAGCCUUUCAACCAUUACCUUCUGUGGUCAAUUUUUUCCUCACCUUUUCAGCCUAAGAUUCAGCAAUGAUGUUUAUUGCAUACCUAUUACCUACUAUUUGUUAUUCUUGCAUGGUUCACAUCACCAUUCAGUAGCUGUCCAUCCUCUGCCUUAUCUAACCAAUAUUUUUCCAGGAAGAUGGAAAAGGAAGUGUUGCUCUCAUCAUGUAACUUGAGUGCUGCUGUCCACAUCCCAUACAUGGGUGCAAUCAAGUAUUUGUCCAGCCUAACUGUUGCUGGCUUUUCACGACUUUAAAAUAAAUUGUGAUCAAUAAGAGUACAUUGAUUAUACAUUUAUUAUUGUGUCUCUCUGAUGUACUAUGGUUUGUACAUUUAACUUUCCAAUGAUUUUAUAGUAAUCAGUCUUAAAAAAUGUUAAGCUCUGGUUGCUUAUUUUUAGAAAAUGAGGAUAUGUAAUUAAAAAAAAAUGGGGGGGGGAGAUUAACAGCUUUUGACCUCUAGUAUUUUGUCUUUAGUGUUGGAGCUUGGCUAAAGAUUCAAUAUGUUUUAAUACUAUACAACUUUUGCAGAUGGUUAUACUACUGUACUGUGAAGCAUCCAUUUAAAAUACUUAGUAUCUUUGCCUGCCCAUAUUCCAUUCAAAAAGCAAUGCAGAGUUGUAAAAAUAAUGGAUUCCUUUGGAUGCUGAAUGCAGUGAUGUGUAUUGAUUCAUUCCUUGGCUCAUUUGUUAUUUGUUUUUACUCUCCUGUUCCCAAAGUCCUGACGUCCAUCUCAAAGUUUAUUAUCAGUGAUUUUAAAGUUGUGGUAGAAAAUACCAAGAGUACAAGAUAUCUGAGUAUGAUUAGUUAUGUGUAUUUUAAUAUAUUCUAAUUUGUUAUUGAUCCUUGUUUUAGGAGCCCUGAUGGAUUGCUGAGGAAGGGAAAAAGGAUCACUUAUUAGUUAAUUGGUCUGAGGAUUAUCAUGACAUCUACCUUUGCUUAUUUUGUUUUAAUACUCUGCAGAGUUACAACACUAGUAACUAUUAAGAUUCCUAGAAAAUAAUGGCCAUUUUCCUCUCAAGUCUGUAAUCUAACACUAGGAGAUAAAAAUGAACAUUUCAGGGAUAUGCUUUUGUAAAUAUAUCCUGAACUAAACUCUUGACUACUGGCAAUCAAUACUUUACUUUGGUGGGAGAGUUCAAAAAAUAAAAUGGGGAGAAUGACAUCCUAAGAAUUUUAAUGAUUUAUGUUUGUGUGAUGCCUGUGUUAGCAUUCUGUUUUUAUUGUCUUACUUGGUCUGAACAAUUUUUAGAAGGAAUAAAUUUAGCAAUCAGAAUUCAGAUUUUCUGACCUGAUGGAUGAUCAGGUGAGGUAGGUUUAGGGUAAAUUAUGGAAAAGCCUUGUAUAGAAUGUAUUAAGAAUUUUAAAAUUAAAAACUGUAUUUCCUUGUCAUUAUAAAAAGCUCGAUUUCCAAAAAAGCAUUAUCCCAAAGACAUUCUUAAAGUAGAAAUUGGAUAUCUACCAGUGUUGUUUAGAACUAAGGCUAUUGUAGAAUUCAGCUUUGCAUAGGUCUUUGAGAAGGGAGAGUAGGCAAAAGUCAUCUCAAUUCCUGAAUGUGCCUUAUAUUUGCUGUGCCACUGACACUGAGGCCCUUUCAAUGUUAGAACUAUGCUAGGUCACUUCUUACCUCGCUACUGGAAAUGAGGCCCAAACAAAAGCAUUUACAGUGUUCUGUGCUCAGUAGCUCUUUUUAGGAUCAUCAAGAGUGACCUAAGCUUAUUGGGCUGAGUGCCCUUCAUGGAGCUGCUGUGUAGGAACAGUAGGUGACACUACCUAUCAUCUUCAGCCAUUACUACACAGUGUUGUGCUGUGUACAGAGUGCUCACACAUACAUCUCAUUUAAACUUCAGUAAUUCCUGGCAUAGUUUAAGGACUUGAGAGGUCAAAUGAUUUUUAGAAGGCAUAAAAAAUGAGGUUUUAGACUUCAUUUCUUUUAAAAUUAAGGUCUGGCAAACAUUUCUGUCUUAGGCCACAUAGUAAAUAUUUUAGGCUUUGUAGGCAGGCCAUCAGCUGUAACUUUCUACUGUAGUGUUUAACAGGUGACAUAGACAUUAGGAGUAAGUGUAGCUGGGUGCCAAUAAAAAUUUAAUUAUAAAAACACAUAGCAGAGCACUACUGGUAUUCUGCCUUAAAACAUGGAAAAGAACAGUCUUAAGACUUCAAAAAAUCAUUCUGGGAUUUCAGAAGAGCUAAAUUUUAUAACUACUAACAAACAGCAUGCAGGAAACUUGGUGUAAGAAUACAGCAUCCAUAAAUAGUGCUUGCUUAAUUUCAUAAUAAAUAUAUUUAACAAAAAUAAAGUUUGUGAUCUUGAGGUCACUCCACUUUGGCCAUUUUUCUAACCCACCCUUCUAUCCCCCAAACCC
Molecule: messenger RNA, 4349 nt
Organism: Castor canadensis (American beaver)
Lineage: Eukaryota; Metazoa; Chordata; Mammalia; Rodentia; Castoridae
Gene: Usp14
Product: ubiquitin specific peptidase 14
Biological process (GO): proteasome-mediated ubiquitin-dependent protein catabolic process; protein deubiquitination; regulation of proteasomal protein catabolic process
Molecular function (GO): protein binding; cysteine-type deubiquitinase activity; proteasome binding
Source: RefSeq, a predicted model, not a curated record